Dictyostelium purpureum is the source of this 594-nucleotide messenger RNA. RefSeq lists its product as uncharacterized. Lineage: Eukaryota; Evosea; Eumycetozoa; Dictyosteliales; Dictyosteliaceae. The coding region runs from base 1 to 594 and encodes 197 amino acids. The transcript is spliced from 2 exons. The record is from RefSeq and is a predicted model, not a curated record.
AUGGGACAACAGGAUAAUUACACAAAUUAUAACCAAAUAAUAAUUCAAAAUGAAAUUAAUACAAAAUUCUUUUGUAAAACUCUUCCAAGUGAGUUGGGUUCAUAUAUAACAGCACAGGACUAUAGCGAUAUUAUUACCCAAUUAAACCGUUAUAAAAAUCAUCCAUUUUCCCCAUACUUUAAUGGAUUUGGAGUUUUAGUAUAUGUUUUUUUAAUAAUUUUGAUUAUUUUUCUCAGAUCGAGCCACUCCUUCAUUGUUCCACUUUUCAUUCCAAUUAUUAUUGUUUUGGUAAUCACUCAAAUAAUUGUUGUAGCAGUUGUUUACAGAAAAUACCACAGAGAAACUUUACAGUAUUUAGAAGUUCUAAACAAUAACUAUGUUGGUUUAAAAUUUGAAGGCUCAUUUAUAAAGAAAGAACUCAGAGCUUUGGUAAUUAAAUAUGAUGUUUCCAAAACUGCAUCACUUCCCAAAAAUAUUUAUAAUCAAAAUCUUUUUUAUGGUUUUAGAUAUUUGGUCUAUUCCCAACCAAUAGCUUAUUUUAAAAAUAACAACAAUUAUAAUAAUAAUUACCAAGGUGUAUACCAAACUGUUUAA